AUGCCCCAUAGCGGCGGCUACGCAGCGCAGCGCCCUGCCGCCGCCGUAGAAGACGACCAGAGGACGACGACGCUACCUUCCCUAAUCCCGAUUCUGGAGCGUGCGGCGGCGGCGGAGAGUAGUAGGCCUGCCGGCUCUUUGGCGCUGCAGAUUAUUAAUAUGCGUGUCACAGAAUCUGGGCACCUUGAGUAUUACUUGGAGUAUAUUGACUAUACUGAAGAAGAGAAUGAAUGGAUCAGAGUCUUUCAAAAGAACCCACUCAGCCCAGCAUGCGGGGAAGGGAAAUCAAGUGAGAGUACUGAAAUAAUGUUGCGUCCUGCCUUUCCUCAUUGGUAUAGGGGGGGACAAGUUCCUGCGCGCUUUCCAAAGAAUGAGCUUGUUGCGAGUGUUUGUGAUACCUGGAAAGUAGGUGACAAGGUUGACUGGCAGUGUUCAGAUUGUUACUGGACUGCGGAAAUUAUUAGGUUGAACAGUAGAGAUGUGGUUCAGGUAAUGCUGUUGGAUCCUCCCAUGGGUGAAGGCGGGCAACAUCCUGCUAAGAAAAAGGACCUGAGGCCUGCACUUGAUUGGUCCAUCAUUAAAGGUUGGACUGUACCUCUUUCGGUGGCAAAAGGGAAAUCCUGGCAAGCUGCUCGUCUGGUUCAUCCUAAAUCUGAUAUAGAAGACAGCAUCACAGAUGAAGAUGAAACCCCGGGAUCUCCAACCAAAAGGCCCUCAUCGGACACAAGCGGCAUAUCUAAGCUAAGCAAUCGGAUCGACACCAUCCUGGCGUCCACGGAAAAGUUGGAGCCGACACACGAAUCAUCAGACCCCAGUCGACGGGGUACCCACAGUUCCAGUAAGCGACAGAUAUCUCCUGCUACUGUCAAAGGAGCUGCUAUGGCAGAACCCGACGGGCCCUCUAAUGGAAACGGUUCCCGCCGCCGGUACCCCUUUCGGGUCCGGAGGAACGCAGCGGGGCAGCAGAGAUAA
Messenger RNA from Triticum turgidum subsp. durum (durum wheat), 972 nucleotides. The record is from the annotation of a GenBank genome assembly. Lineage: Eukaryota; Viridiplantae; Streptophyta; Magnoliopsida; Poales; Poaceae.